Messenger RNA from Morus notabilis, 576 nucleotides. RefSeq lists its product as uncharacterized. Bases 24 to 398 code for a protein of 124 amino acids. The transcript is spliced from 2 exons. Lineage: Eukaryota; Viridiplantae; Streptophyta; Magnoliopsida; Rosales; Moraceae. The record is from RefSeq and is a predicted model, not a curated record.
UUCUCGAUUUUUGUUGGGAAAUCAUGUUUGCCACAGCAAUAAGGUAUAUGGCGAAGAAAGGGAAGCCGGAGAUGAAACCGAUGGAGCUGAAAACCCCACCUGAGCAGACCCAAACCAUCACCAGAGUCAUCUUCGACAUCGUUAAGGAGCACGGACCUCUCACCAUUGCUGAAACUUGGGAUCACGUCAAGGAAGUUGGGUUGAGAGGAUUGACGAGCAAGAGGCACAUGAAGAUAGUGUUGAGAUGGAUGAGGGAGAGACAGAAGCUUCGGCUCAUAUGUAACCAUGUUGGACCUCACAAGCAGUUCCUUUAUACAACUUGGUUCACUAAACCCAACAUGAAGCAGGCUAAACCAGUGAAAGCUCCUCCACGGCCACAGUCCCCUUCAAAUCCGUGAGCUCACUAUCUGCGUUGUGAGACCAGUAAAAGUGUGUGUUUUAGGUAGCAAAAGUGUGUUACAACUAUUAGAUUAGACUUGCAGGCUGUGUAAUCCUCUCUUUGGGGAACAUGUAUUUUCAUGGCUUUUUGAGUAGUUGAUCAAUUGGCCAGCUGUUAUUCAUGUUUUCUUGAUAAAA